This is a messenger RNA of Penicillium cataractarum, 1185 nucleotides long. Its product is annotated as class III chitinase. Gene Ontology annotation, cellular component: extracellular region. Gene Ontology annotation, molecular function: chitinase activity; cellulose binding. Gene Ontology annotation, biological process: carbohydrate metabolic process. The coding region runs from base 1 to 1185 and encodes 394 amino acids. NCBI's taxonomy places the organism in Eukaryota, Fungi, Ascomycota, Eurotiomycetes, Eurotiales, Aspergillaceae. The record is from RefSeq and is a predicted model, not a curated record. The transcript has 5 exons.
AUGGCAUCCGUAUCGCUCAUUCUGGGCUUUGUCUCAACCAUAAUACCCUUUGUUUGCGCUGGGUUUGAUCCUAGCUCGUCCGGCAACAUUGCAGUAUAUUGGGGACAAAACUCAUAUGGUCAAGGUAGUGGUUCAUUUGCUCAGAAGAAUCUCGCCUACUAUUGCUCCAAUACGGAUAUCGAUAUUAUCCCUGUUGCAUUUAUGAACGGAAUUACUCCUCCUAUCACGAACUUCGCCAACGCCGGGGAUAACUGCACUGCAUUCCCCGACAACACCAAUCUACUUAACUGUACCCAAAUCUCAAAUGAUAUCAAAACCUGCCAGAAGACCUACGGCAAGACCAUUCUUUUGUCCCUUGGAGGGGCUACGUAUACUCAGGGCGGAUGGUCUUCCACUGGUGAUGCUCAAAAUGCGGCACAGACUGUGUGGAAUAUGUUUGGCCCCUUGACUGGGGUGCAAAUUGACCGUCCAUUUGGAGACGCUGUUGUCGAUGGCUUUGAUUUUGACUUUGAAUCAACCGUCAACAAUCUUCCAGCAUUCGGUGCUAAGCUUCGCGGCUUGAUGGACGCUGCUGUUGAUAAGAAAUACUAUCUGUCUGCUGCGCCCCAGUGUGUAUUCCCCGACGCCGCUGAUGGCACAACCCUUGACAGCGUGGCUUUCGAUCUUGUCCUAGUGCAAUUUUAUAAUAACUGGUGCGAAACAUCAAACUUCCAAGUGGGAUCUUCGACACAGACGGCUUUUAAUUUUGACGUGUGGGAUAACUGGGCCAAGAGCAGCCUGAACCCCCAUGUGAAAGUGUUCUUGGGAAUUCCAGCGAACACUGGCGCCGCUGGCGCUGGCUAUACUAGUGGGUCACAGCUCAAGGCAGCUAUUGCUUAUUCGAAGCAGUAUAGUAGCUUUGGAGGAGUCAUGAUGUGGGACAUGUCCCAGCUGUACGCAAAUAGCGGCUUCAUUGAGGAGGUUGCUAGUGACCUCAGUGUUUCCAGUUCUCCCACUGCAACCACAACUACAACUAUGGUUACGGUUACGGUUUCAACAACUUCGAGCUCUGGCCCUAGUUCUAGUGGAGGGACUCUCGUUGCUCAAUGGGGCCAAUGUGGUGGACAAGGAUAUACUGGCCCUACUCAGUGCCAGCCUCCGUACAAUUGUGUCUCCGGUGGUCAGUACUGGUCUUCAUGUCAGUAA